GUGGCGAACAGCGGGCCUUUGAAAUCCUGCUUGUGUCCUGUCAACACAGUAUCUGAUCUUGAUCUGGCGUCGAGGGAAGAAAAAAAGAUAUCAUGAACGCCAUCUAGUGAACGUUUUCAGAAAAUGAUUUGACUCGUAAACACUAAUAAUCAUGCAUGAACUCAUAAGCACAAGGAAAAUGUUGUGUGGACGAAAUCAAAUGAGCGAAGCAUGAUACAAAAACUGGCGCCGAAGUGAGGACUCCGUGACUGCUCACCCGAGUGACGUAAAACCGUGCGUGAAAAAUCGUGUUGGAUAACAUUAUGGGCAAGAAAUCCAGCAGCCAGCACAGCAAUACCACAGACCGAGGCAGCCACACCUCUUCCUCCUCCACCUCCUCCUCCCACGGCCACUGCAGGUCCAGCCAGCCGCAGGCCACGAAGAGGCGCCGUGGGGAGCCGAGUCUGAGCCAGGACACGACGACGAUGACUUCCACGAAGACGCUGACGAUCCUGACGCCCGUGGAGGGCCUGGAGGCCGGCGGAGAGAUGCUGCGGCUCGCCCCCGUCGACGUCAAGCAGGAGGAGGACGCGGAGCUCCACCUGUUCGCGAACCACCUCACCAGCGGCAAAAAUAUCACCUCCCGCCCCUCCGCGACGGCGUCGGGCAUGUCUCCUCCGCCUCCGCCUCCGCCGCACUCGUCCUCAACCUCGUCGUCCUCCUCCAGCAACAACCUCGCCAUCCCCAUCUCCCUCAGCUCGACCUCAGCCUCCUCCUGCUUUGCGUCGGUGUUCUCGUCCUCGCCCACCUCGUGCUCCCCGCCCCCCUCCACGGGCGCUGCGCCUCCUCCUCCGCCUCCCUCGCAGCAGUCCUCCAUCGCCUCACUCUUCUCCGAACCCCCAACGUCGGGCGCGUCCUCCACAGCCGCCAGCUACGCCGCCGGGGAAGCCCCUGCGCUCACUCAGAUCGGCGGCAAGCAGCGGUGCCACGCCAACGCCCGGGAGAGGGACCGCACGCAUAGAAGCCCAAAACUGAAAUUAGCGUCGUCCCCAUUCAGCGUGAACAGCGCCUUCACCACGCUGCGCACGCUCAUCCCGACCGAACCCGCCGACCGCAAGCUCUCCAAGAUCGAGACGCUCCGCCUCGCCUCCUCCUACAUCAGCCACCUCGGCACGCAGCUCCUGGCAGGCCCCGUGGAACAGCCUUGCCUCAGACACACCCAGUACAACUACACAGGCACUGGCGAGCGAAGACCCGUGUGCACGUUCUGUCUCGCGUCACUUAAAAAGCAGCAGAAGGCGUCGAGCACGAGCAGCAGUGACAGCGUCCUGACGGGCAUGAGCGGCGUGCCCCCCGACCUGGCCUCGUACAUGAAGUCCUCUCAGCUCGACGACCCGGCAUUCCAGAUGUGCUCGUUCCUCUUCUGAUGGCGGGGCAGGUCGCCUAGGACUCGCCUGUCGCCACUUGCUGCUUACGUCAUGGGGUGGAUGCGUCUGAGAUACUUUCUUAUGUCUAAUCAUUAGUUUUUCUUUUCUUUUUUAUCAUAUAUUUUUUUCUUGUUUUUGUUAUAAUUGUCUUUAUUGUAUUCUAUUUAUUUUUAUUACUAGUACUAUCUUUAUUUGUUUUAUCUUUUUGGUGCAGUGCGUGUCCCAUAGAUGUGUUUUUUUACGUGUGUAUGUACUGUAUAUAUUUCUUUUGUCUGUCAAACUGUAGAGAUAAACUUUUUCUUGUAUUUAAUAAUCGCUAUUUUUGAUGUUCCUGUUAAAAAAAUCUGAUAUGUUGGACUGAUAUCAACCAACAAUAAAACAGUAUUUUUACGCCUGAAUUAUCCGAAAUGUCAAUACAAAAGAUAUUUGAUAGAAUAUUAGCUCAUUAAUAACUGAAUGUAAGGUAUACGUAGGGCAACCUUCUGCAAUUAAUCAAAAUAUAUUAGAAUUAGACAAAAUUACUCCUAAAAAUAAUUAUAUAAGAAAACUACUUUACAAGGAAUCAAGAAGAGAGUCACACCUAGGCAGCUUCCUCCCACUAUGUACUUAAACAGAUUUUUUUUACAUCACUCAAAAAGCUUCCAGAGCCAGUUCGGUUAGGAAAAAUUGCAAUAUAUCUGCAGUUAUUUCAUGCUUACUCUUUUUAAUAACAAAUGUGGCGUCUUCAACUGAUGUUAUUUUACAGUUUUAGAUGCCUUGCAAUAUACUGUUGAGAAGGUUAAAGGUUGUGUUAAUAUUAUGUGUAAUUUUGUUUGCUGCCAGCGGUAGUGUCUCACCAGCGAUGCCGAUUGGGUCAUUCCUACUGAUAUGCAUUGCCAAUUCUAGAGCGGGGAACAGUUUUAAAGCUGGGCACGACUGUCAAAAGGGACCAUCAUCACAUUCCCCAAACUCUCUUUUGCCGGUUGGCAUUUGCCAAAAAAAAACUUCAAAGUUGAUGAAAGGCCUCCCGUUUGAGUCCAAGUGUUGCGAAGGUGAGAGUUUGGAAAGUUUCCUGGAAAUCAGAUAAAAAUGCCUGUGUGU
Penaeus indicus is the source of this 2486-nucleotide messenger RNA. RefSeq names its product nuclear pore complex protein DDB_G0274915-like. NCBI's taxonomy places the organism in Eukaryota, Metazoa, Arthropoda, Malacostraca, Decapoda, Penaeidae. The record is from RefSeq and is a predicted model, not a curated record. Gene Ontology annotation, molecular function: RNA polymerase II transcription regulatory region sequence-specific DNA binding; DNA-binding transcription factor activity, RNA polymerase II-specific; protein dimerization activity. Gene Ontology annotation, biological process: developmental process; regulation of transcription by RNA polymerase II. The transcript is spliced from 5 exons. Bases 303 to 1406 code for a protein of 367 amino acids.